AUGGGGGUGAGGAUGGAGCCGUCCCGGCCUCUGGCUCGCCGGCUCUUUGCCCCCCUCCAGGUUCUCCCCCUGCUGCUGCUCCUGCUCCUGCAGGCCGGGACGAGCUGGGGCAAAUACGUGAAAGGCAACAUCAGCACCAAAGAGGACUGGGUAUUCCUGACUCGCUUCUGCUUCCUGUCUGACUAUGGGCGUUUGGAUUUCCGAUUCCGCUACCCGGAGGCGAAAUGCUGCGAGAACAUCCUUCUUUAUUUCGAUGAUCCUUCUCAGUGGCCGGCGGUCUAUAAAAAGGGAAAUAAGGAUUGUUUGAUGAAGGAGUCUGUGAUCCGCCCAGAGAACAACCAGGUGAUCAACCUUACAACCCAGUAUGCCUGGUCGGGAUGCCAGGUGGUGACCGAGAGCUCCGUGAGGUACCUGAGCUGUGCGAGCGGCCGGAGCUUCCGCUCAGUCCGUGAGCGCUGGUGGUAUGUGGCGCUCAGCAAGUGCGGGGGCGACGGGCUGGAACUGGAGUAUGAGAUGAUCCUGACCAAUGGCAAAUCCUUCUGGACGCGCCACUUUUCGGCCGAUGAGUUUGGCAUCCUAGAGACAGACAUCACGUUCCUGCUCAUCUUUAUCCUGAUCCUCGUCAUUUCCUGCUACUUUGGCUAUCUGUUGAAGGGACGGCAGCUUCUUCACACCACAUAUAAGAUGUUUAUGACCGCAGCCGGAGUGGAGGUGCUGAGCCUGAUGUUCUUCUGCAUAUACUGGGGACAGUACGCAAGCGACGGUAUCGGUAACGGCAGCCUCAAGAUCCUGGCCAAGCUCCUCUUCUCCGUCAGUUUCCUGAUCUUCCUCCUGAUGCUCAUCCUGCUUGGAAAGGGAUUUACAGUCACCAGGGGUCGGAUCAGCCACACAGGUUCUAUCAAGCUCUCGGUGUACAUGACCCUGUACACGAUCACACAUGUCGUGCUCUUCAUCUAUGAGGCGGAGUUCUUUGACCAGGCGCAGGUGCUGUACACUUACGAGUCACCGGCUGGGUAUGGCCUGAUCGCUUUGCAGUUCGUGGCUUACAUCUGGUUCUGCUACGCCAUCCUCAUCACGCUCAAGCAGUUCCCAGAGAAGCAGCCCUUCUACGUCCCUUUCUUUGCAGCCUACACCCUCUGGUUCUUCGCUGUCCCCGUCACGGCACUCAUCGCCAACUUUGGCAUCCCCAAGUGGGCGCGGGAGAAGAUCGUCAACGGCAUCCAGUUGGGCAUCCACCUGUACGCCCACGCAGUCUUUCUGAUUAUGACCCGUCCCUCGGCAGCCAACAAGAACUUCCCUUACCACGUGCGGACGUCGCAGAUCGGGAUCGUAGAGGAGGCAGCCGCCGGGGCCAAGUUCCCCCACCACGUGUACGGCAACGUCACCUUCAUCAGCGACUCGGUGCCAAACUUCACGGAGCUCUUCUCCAUCCCCCAGAGCACAGGGAGCAGCAGCGCCAGCAACAUUAUGACCCGUCCCUCGGCAGCCAACAAGAACUUCCCUUACCACGUGCGGACGUCGCAGAUCGGGAUCGUAGAGGAGGCAGCCGCCGGGGCCAAGUUCCCCCACCACGUGUACGGCAACGUCACCUUCAUCAGCGACUCGGUGCCAAACUUCACGGAGCUCUUCUCCAUCCCCCAGAGCACAGGGAGCAGCAGCGCCAGCAACCCUCGCAAACAGGUGGAGGAGACGUCGUCCGCCGACCGCACCCUGACCCCCAGCUGCGUGGUCACCACCUCAGAGCUCAGCGGGGCCCCCAUGCUGUUGAAGCCUUCUUUGGGGGGCGAAAGCCAGCCGCCCCCUUACCAGCUCCACGCGCCCCAGCUCCACCAGCACAACGGCUACACCGAAUAUUUUAGCAUGCACACGACCGGUGCACGGCCCGUGUAGGGGGGGUCUUCUGGAUUCCCUGUCUGCGGCUUCCCCGCUUCCCGUUCCUGGUUUCUCCUCCCGAUUCCCCCCCCCCUUUUCCUGGCUUCCUGUAUUCCCUCUUACGUCCUGACAUAUCAGACGGGCUAUUCGUUUCCAGUUCUCCCCCCAAAUAGUACAGAACCACCUCUUACCUGAGAAUGUGGAGAAGCCGUAUCAUCUGUAAAGGGAACCAGUCCUUUUUACAACCCUCCCACCUGCUC
This is a messenger RNA of Gekko japonicus, 2132 nucleotides long. It is a transcript of the gene TMEM145, whose product is annotated as transmembrane protein 145. NCBI's taxonomy places the organism in Eukaryota, Metazoa, Chordata, Lepidosauria, Squamata, Gekkonidae. The record is from RefSeq and is a predicted model, not a curated record. The transcript is spliced from 16 exons. Bases 1 to 1890 code for a protein of 629 amino acids. Gene Ontology annotation, biological process: G protein-coupled receptor signaling pathway; response to pheromone.